Oryza sativa Japonica Group (Japanese rice) is the source of this 3359-nucleotide messenger RNA. Its product is annotated as probable LRR receptor-like serine/threonine-protein kinase At1g56140. The record is from RefSeq and is a predicted model, not a curated record. Gene Ontology annotation, molecular function: ATP binding; protein binding; protein kinase activity. Gene Ontology annotation, biological process: protein phosphorylation. Lineage: Eukaryota; Viridiplantae; Streptophyta; Magnoliopsida; Poales; Poaceae. Gene Ontology annotation, cellular component: plasma membrane.
UACAAACACACCAUCUAUAUAUUUAACAAGCUUCCGUGUUGUUUCGGCAGCAGAAAGAGAGAGAGAGAUGGGUGGUGUUAGUGGUAAGCUGGUGUGGGUGUUGCUCGUGAUGUGCUCCUCAUGGCUGAUCGCCGCUGUUCAUGCCCAGCAAGCGGCAACAACUGAUCCAAUCGAAGUGGCGGCGCUGGAGGCGAUCCUGGGGAGAUGGGGCAAGACGACGUCGCCGCUGUGGAGGAUGAGCGGCGAGCCAUGCCGCGGCGUCCCCGUCGACGGCAGCACCGACCUCGACGGCAACCCCAAGAACAACCCCGGCAUCAAGUGCGACUGUUCCUACAACAGCGGCACCGUCUGCCAUAUUACCCAGCUGAGGGUAUACGCAUUGAACGUUGUCGGUCAGAUACCUGCAGAAUUGCAGAACCUCACCUACCUAACUUACUUGAACCUGGAUCAAAAUUACUUGUCAGGCCCCAUACCAUCAUUCAUUGGGCAAUUGACUGCCUUGACAGAAUUGCACGUGGGAUUCAAUCCACUCUCAGGAUCACUUCCAAAGGAACUUGGAAAUCUCACGAACCUCAAUUUGCUAGGCAUUAGUUUGACCAAUUUUUCUGGUCAACUUCCUGAAGAAUUGGGCAACUUGACCAAACUUCGACAAUUGUAUACUGAUAGUGCUGGGUUGAGUGGCCCAUUCCCUUCUACGCUCUCAAGGCUUAAGAACCUAAAACUCCUGCGGGCAUCAGAUAACAAUUUUACUGGAACAAUACCUGAUUUUAUUGGGAGCUUGUCUAAUUUGGAAGAUCUGGCUUUCCAAGGUAAUUCUUUUGAAGGACCGAUCCCAGCAAGUUUGUCUAAUCUAACCAAAUUGACAACCUUGCGGAUUGGUGAUAUUGUAAAUGGGAGCUCUUCAUUGGCCUUUAUCAGCAGUCUGACAUCUCUGGAUACCCUCGUACUGAGGAACUGCAAGAUAUCUGGAGACCUUGGAGCAGUAGAUUUUUCGAAGUUCGCAAACUUAACUUUCCUGGACUUGAGUUUUAACAAUAUCUCAGGGAAUGUUCCUAAAUCAAUUCUGAAUCUACAAAAGCUUAUAUUCCUGUUUCUUGGCAACAACAGCCUAACAGGAGAAUUGCCAGAUGGGAUAAGCCCUUCGCUAACGAACUUAGAUUUCUCAUACAACCAGCUCACUGGUAGCUUUCCCUCCUGGGUUACCCAGAACAAUCUGCAAUUGAAUUUGGUGGCAAACAACUUUAUUCUUGGCAGCACCAACAUUGGCAUGCUACCUCCAGGGCUAAACUGCCUCCAGGAAGAUACUCCAUGUUUUCGUGGUUCUCCAAAAUAUUAUUCCUUUGCGGUAGACUGUGGUAGUAAUAGAUCUAUCAGAGUUUCGGAUAAUACUAUGUACGAAUUGGAUUCCACAAACCUUGGGGACUCAUCAUAUUAUGUUACAAGUCAAACAAGAUGGGGCGUUAGUAAUGUAGGAAAAUUAUUCCAGGCCCCAAAUGACAGUAAGAUAAUACAUAGUGGUGAGAAGAUCCAGAAUGCAGUGGAUUCAGAACUAUUCCAAACUGCAAGGAUGUCGCCGUCGUCUCUGAGAUACUAUGGCCUUGGACUUGAGAAUGGAAAUUACACCGUUCUGCUUAAAUUUGCAGAGUUAGGUUUUCCAGACACGCCAACUUGGCAAAGCUUAGGAAGGAGAUUUUUUGACAUAUAUAUCCAGGGUGAACUAAAAGAAAAGGACUUCAAUAUAAGAAAGAUGGCUGGUGGAAAAUCUUUCACUGCUGUUUACAAGAGUUACACAACAACUGUGUCAAAAAACUUUCUUGAAAUCCAUCUAUUCUGGGCUGGAAAGGGCACUUGUUGUAUUCCUAUUCAAGGUUACUACGGACCAUUGAUCUCAGCAUUAAGCAUCACUCCAAAUUUUAGUCCUACUGUGCGAAACGGUGUACCCAAAAAGAAAAGUAAAGCAGGUGCAAUUGUUGGGAUUGUGAUUGCUGCCUCGGUUUUAGGAUCAGCUAUCUUAUUCGGAAUAUUUAUGGUCAUAAAGAAGAGAAGAAGAAUGGCAAAACAGCAAGAAGAAUUAUACAACCUAGUUGGACAGCCUGAUGUCUUCAGUAAUGCUGAACUCAAGUUAGCUACAGACAAUUUCAGUUCUCAAAACAUUCUUGGGGAAGGUGGAUAUGGUCCAGUCUAUAAGGGUGUGCUACCUGAUGGAAGAGUUAUAGCUGUAAAACAACUUUCCCAAUCAUCCCAUCAGGGCAAAAGUCAGUUUGUGACAGAGGUUGCAACUAUUUCUGCUGUGCAACAUCGGAAUCUUGUAAAAUUGCAUGGUUGCUGCAUUGAUAGUAACACACCUUUAUUAGUUUAUGAGUAUCUUAAGAAUGGAAGCUUGGAUAAAGCAUUAUUUGGAAACGGUAGCAUAAAACUGGACUGGGCAACACGCUUCGAGAUCAUUUUAGGAAUUGCAAGAGGCCUAACUUAUCUUCAUGAGGAGUCGAGCGUGCGCAUUGUUCAUAGGGACAUCAAAGCUAGCAAUGUCCUACUUGACACAGACCUCACCCCAAAGAUCUCUGACUUUGGACUCGCCAAGCUUUAUGAUGAGAAGAAGACUCAUGUUAGUACAGGAAUUGCGGGCACAUUUGGUUAUCUGGCUCCUGAGUAUGCGAUGAGACGACAUUUGACUGAAAAGGUUGAUGUUUUCGCAUUCGGGGUGGUAGCACUAGAGAUUGUUGCUGGUCGGUCGAACACCGACAAUUCUCUUGAGGAAAGUAAGAUCUAUCUCUUUGAGUGGGCUUGGAGCUUGUAUGAAAAGGAGCAAGCACUCGGGAUUGUUGACCCAAGACUUGAGGAAUUCAGCAGGGAUGAAGUGUAUAGAGUCAUCCAUGUCGCACUCAUCUGCACACAGGGCUCACCCUAUCAGCGACCACCAAUGUCAAAGGUUGUGGCAAUGCUAACUGGAGAUGUUGAGGUGGCAGAGGUAGUGACGAAGCCGAACUACAUCACCGAGUGGCAGUUCAGGGGUGGGAAUACCAGCUAUGUUACCAGCCACUCAGGAUCAACUACCCCUAAGCUCAGCAGGCAGAAAGAGAUUGAUCCUCUCACUCAAUCACCAACAAUCACCGGAGUUAGCCAUGAGCAUGAGGGAAGGUGAAUGCAAAGUUGAAUAGAUGCAGGUGAUCUUGGUUUGAAGUGACAAUACUAUAUGCUAUUCGUGCUUAUGUGACUAUAUGUAAAUGUGAAUCAGAGCAAAUAGCGGAACUUAUUUAUUCUGAAGUCUGAACUAUGUGUCAUGAUGAUAAAAGUAUUGCUCCUUGUAAUUUGUAAUGGUGAAAUAUAGUGCUAUAUACUAGGAUGUUUGGAGUUGAUCA